AUGUCGCCGUUGCCAAAGGCGGACGGCUCUGCUACUUAUUCCUAUGCGGGCUACACCAUCACAGCCUCUGCAAAUGGUCCAGUCGAGGCCCAGAAACGGGAUGAGCAUCCCUACGAGGCGUUGGUCGACGUCGUAGUCCGACCGGCCUCAGGAGUUGGAGGCACCAGAGAAAGGCAUCUGGAAUCUCUGUUGCAACAGUCACUGCGACAGCUUAUCCUGGUCAAGAACUUCCCUCGUUGCACCGUACAGAUCGUCCUGCAAGUGACAGCAACGCCUGCCAAUGAAUAUGUCAACACGAAACUCGUCCAGGCGAGCUCGAAUCUGCUCAUCAUCCCGGCUCUGCUUCAGACUGCAGUCCUGGCCCUCCUGUCCGCUGCAGUGCCAAUGAGGGCCACAGCCACUUGCGCUGUUACAGCCGUCUCGCUCAGUGACGGCAAGACCCAGAUCACAAUGGACCCUUCUCCACGACAGGCGGACAAAUCCCGAUCCGUCCAUGUCUUGGCAUUCACAUCAUCCAGCGAGCUCUUGCUUGCUGAGAGCGAGGGUGACUUCACAAUGACCGAAUGGGAUGAAGUCUACGAAGCCUCGCGGAAUGCAUGUUGCGGCGCGGCUGACGGCAACGGGACCCACGCUGUUUUGGAUGAAGCCCAACAAAGUGGCCCGAAUAUGCGUCAGUUUGUGAGGUCAGCAGCAGAGGGCAAAAUUGCGGCAGAUCUAUACUGGAAGUGA
Diaporthe amygdali is the source of this 729-nucleotide messenger RNA. RefSeq names its product exosome complex subunit rrp46. The record is from RefSeq and is a predicted model, not a curated record. Gene Ontology annotation, cellular component: nucleolus; nuclear exosome (RNase complex); cytoplasmic exosome (RNase complex). Gene Ontology annotation, biological process: rRNA catabolic process; poly(A)-dependent snoRNA 3'-end processing; nuclear mRNA surveillance. The transcript is spliced from 3 exons. The coding region runs from base 1 to 729 and encodes 242 amino acids. NCBI's taxonomy places the organism in Eukaryota, Fungi, Ascomycota, Sordariomycetes, Diaporthales, Diaporthaceae.